Messenger RNA from Drosophila eugracilis, 4908 nucleotides. It is a transcript of the gene Cbl, whose product is annotated as E3 ubiquitin-protein ligase CBL-B-B. Gene Ontology annotation, biological process: cell surface receptor signaling pathway; negative regulation of epidermal growth factor-activated receptor activity. The transcript is spliced from 6 exons. The coding region runs from base 332 to 2950 and encodes 872 amino acids. Gene Ontology annotation, cellular component: membrane raft; plasma membrane. The record is from RefSeq and is a predicted model, not a curated record. Gene Ontology annotation, molecular function: phosphotyrosine residue binding; ubiquitin protein ligase activity; SH3 domain binding. Lineage: Eukaryota; Metazoa; Arthropoda; Insecta; Diptera; Drosophilidae.
UGUAGUGGUAUUUACUAGCAUUGAAGCCGCGGUCACAUCGAAAUCGCACUCAUUGAAAAAGUCGAAAAUAUUGUGUGGGUUUUUAAAAACGCAAACGUCGCCGAAACGCGUAGCCCCAAAUGCACACGCCAAGUGCAGAGUUAAAGAUAAAGCCAUUCCCCUAGUUGGGGGAUAUAAAUCGGAUGUUGGAUUAGAUUUUAAGAGAAAAGUCGGAUAGAAAUCACCACUACUACUACACGGACAGCAGCAACAACAACAGCAGCAAGAAGGAGAAGAGCAAGAAGAAGAAGACGAGGCAGCGCAGUCGGCAGCGCAGCGACAGAGAGAAAAGAUGGCGACGAGAGGCAGUGGAACCCGUGUGCAAUCGCAGCCAAAGAUUUUCCCAUCGCUGCUUUCCAAGCUCCACGGCGCCAUCUCGGAAGCUUGCGUCUCACAGCGCCUGUCCACCGAUAAGAAGACGCUCGAGAAGACUUGGAAACUGAUGGACAAGGUGGUCAAACUAUGCCAACAGCCCAAGAUGAACCUAAAGAAUAGUCCACCAUUUAUUUUGGAUAUCCUGCCGGAUACUUAUCAGCGCUUAAGAUUGAUCUACUCGAAGAACGAGGAUCAGAUGCACCUGCUCCAUGCCAACGAGCACUUCAACGUGUUCAUCAACAACCUGAUGCGAAAAUGCAAGCAGGCCAUCAAGCUUUUUAAGGAGGGCAAGGAGAAGAUGUUCGACGAGAACUCCCACUACCGCAGGAAUCUCACUAAGCUCAGUUUGGUUUUCUCGCACAUGCUCAGUGAACUAAAGGCUAUAUUCCCCAACGGGGUCUUCGCCGGUGAUCAGUUUCGGAUCACCAAAGCAGAUGCGGCAGACUUCUGGAAGAGUAACUUCGGUAACAGCACAUUGGUUCCCUGGAAGAUCUUCCGACAGGAGCUAAAUAAAGUACACCCCAUAAUCUCCGGCUUGGAGGCUAUGGCUCUAAAGACCACCAUUGAUCUGACCUGCAACGACUUCAUUUCCAACUUCGAGUUCGACGUAUUCACACGACUCUUUCAGCCAUGGGUAACCUUACUGCGCAACUGGCAGAUCCUGGCCGUCACACACCCGGGCUACGUGGCCUUUCUCACAUACGACGAGGUGAAAGCUCGCCUGCAGCGCUACAUCCUCAAGGCAGGCAGCUAUGUGUUUCGGCUCUCCUGCACGCGUUUGGGUCAAUGGGCCAUCGGAUACGUCACUGCCGAGGGAGAGAUUCUGCAGACAAUCCCACAGAAUAAGUCGCUGUGCCAGGCGCUACUCGAUGGCCAUCGCGAGGGCUUUUAUUUGUAUCCGGACGGCCAAGCUUACAAUCCGGAUCUGUCUUCUGCCGUUCAAAGUCCAACCGAGGACCACAUCACCGUAACCCAAGAGCAAUACGAACUAUACUGUGAAAUGGGCAGCACUUUUCAGCUGUGCAAAAUCUGUGCGGAGAACGACAAGGACAUCCGAAUUGAACCUUGCGGACAUUUAUUGUGCACGCCCUGCCUCACCUCCUGGCAAGUGGAUUCCGAGGGACAGGGAUGUCCCUUCUGUCGGGCUGAGAUCAAGGGCACCGAACAGAUUGUCGUGGACGCCUUCGAUCCGCGCAAACAACACAACCGGAAUGUCACCAAUGGGCGACAGCAGCAGCAGGAAGAAGACGACACUGAGGACAUGGGCGACUUCAACAUAGCCACCUCAUCGCUCCACGCACUUAGCACAUCCUCAACGGUGGCGGCCGAGAAGCACAGUCCUCACACAUCGCCCCGUUUGGGACGCCGCAGUACCACGCCCAGUCUGAUGGCCGUGCAGAACGAUCUCUAUGCGGGCGGCACGCCCACCCUUAGCCUACCCAGCAGCUCAUGCUCCUCCAUCGCCGCCGCCUCCACAUCCUCCUCCUGCUCAUCAGCAUUAGUAGCAACAGUGACAGCUUCAACAUCCUCCUCCCAGCAUCAGCAACCGCAGCCAUCGGCUCCUCCUGCUUCGGCGGUCCUUAGCAAUGGAGGUGGAGGCGGCGGAAUCAGCACCAGUCAGAAGAACACAAAUCGAAUGAGUGCACCGCUAAUUGGAUCCUGUGUUGCCAAUUCCACCUAUGGCCAGAAGUUGCCCCACAACUCCACCAGCAGCAACAGCACCUCCAGCGACAAUGCUUCCAGCUCGAGUUCAUAUGCCAUCUUACAGAAUCUUCAUGAUCCGGGUACACCUGGAACGGCGGCAGCAGUGGUGGCUCCUCCUCUGCCACCCAGAAAAUCUUCACCUGGCGUAGAGACACCCAGCAAGGCCACGGCUCCACCACCACCAAGCAGCAGCAAGAGUAUCGACAACAUCCAGUGCAGCUUGGACAAUGUGCCGCCGCAAACGACUGCUCCACCGAUUCCGCCACAUGUCUCGCCCAGCGUGGACACCUUGGCCGAAGAUCUUAUGCGACAGCAACGCAUAUCAACGAGUACUACAUCGCCGGUGCUCUCACUGCUGGACGAGGACAUCGUGGAGGUAGGUCCCGCGGAAACUAUUAGCGGAGUGAUCGAUACCCGUCCGUUGGAGGCGCGCGGCGUGACCUUGACUCGGCAGGAUUCGGCAUCUUCCCACUAUACGCAACUUUGCACCACCAGCAGUGGUGGUUCCGCUGCAGCACUGGCCAAUGGAAAGAAGGCCACUCCGGCCAAACAGAGCCAAACUACAACGACGACAACAGCGACAGCGGUGUCGGGCAAUGGGCAAUCUAAUCCUACCCAGCAAUCCCAGCCGCUGCUUUAUGCGAACGUGACGAUCAAUCAAAAAGACUGCGGCACCGUGCCCUACGAGAACAUUAACCUGGAGUACAUUGCCCGGCUGAUGAACGCGGGCUACUCCAAGGAGAACGCGAUAACCGCCCUGGGAAUUUCGCGCAACAACAUCGAGAUGGCCGGCGACAUCCUGCGCGAGUUUGUCUCCAAGAACAGCGCCUGAAGUGCCAUUCCGGCGGAUUGUUAAACCGGAUGACAGUGCAUCACCUAAAUGAAAAAAAUCAAUCAGUCGAACUUCUCUAACUCGAAGAAAAUUUGGAAAUAUAUUCUCAAUUUCCAAAUAUUUAUUGAGAUUUUAAGUAGGUUGUUAUAUUUUUAAAAAUAACAAAAUUAGGAUUCUAAUCGGUGAAAUUGUUUUCUAUUAAUGUAGUCAUUUUCUGUUAGUGUAAAAGUUUAAUUAGUGUCUCAAAGAAAAACAUUCAGAUUCCUUUUUUAUUUUAGGGUAUUUAAAUUAACUUUGUAAUUUAUUUUAAUUCUAUAAGAUAUGUAAUUAUUUUUUGCUUAAAGUUUUUUUUGUUUAUUGAAAUAUAUUAAUUUAUAAUAUAAAUAAUAUAAAUCUUAACAUUAAUUUAUAAUACCAAAUUGUAGGAAACUCAGUCGUUAAACGCUAGUGCCAUUCAAAUUUGUAAUAUUAAAUCGCAAGUUAGAGAAGGUCGACUGUAAUCAAGAAGCAUACGAAAAACGCGUUAGACUCUAAAACCAUGGUAUAUAUUCUUCGAUUUAGGAGCACCAGACUCACACACCUGUCCCCCAACACACAGUUACGCUAGGUUAGGCGAUCCCAGAAGAUGAAACCCUAAGAAAACCCCACUUGGCGUAGCCAGCACAAGCAAUUCAAGUUUCCCCGUUCGAAAAAAGGUUAUUAAAGAAACAAAAAAAAGAAAACCAAUUAAAAUAUUGCCACUAAGGCGAACAAAAAGUUAAGCACAACCCUUGGAUAUCAAAUAUAGCUAUGUACACUUAAAUUAAGACUAUCUAACUUCUUCCUAUUAAGAGAAAACAAAUAUAUAAGAAAUAAUAACUCGUAUAUACGCAGUUCUGGAAGAAAAACUUGCCCACCCCGAAAAAUACACACGAAAAGUAAAAUUCAAAUUUUCUCUCGCUCUUUGAUAUAGAUUAACAAAUCAGAAAACGAAAAGAUCUGGUCUAUAUAUUGUAUCUCAACUAGGUCGAUGCUUUUUUUCACUAUCAUGCCCAUGAGCCCAUCUAUAAGUAGUCCAUCGUUUCAUCCAAAAAAAAAAAAAAAAAAGAAAAACCAACAGAAUAUUGUUGAUUGGAUGCAUCAUCGUAGGAGAUCAGAAUCGAACACAGCCAUUAUUGAAAUGCCUUCGGUGGCAAAUGCCUCCAAAAAAACAAACACAGAACUCUGAGUUUCCCCUUAACACCAAUUGCAAGCAAGGAUUACACAAGUGAAGGACACAACACCCAAGCAGAUCCGAUGCACUAUCAAGUUUACCUCGAUUUUUUAUACAAAGCUCGAACGUUUUUGUAAUAGUACUCGUAAGUUCAAAUCGAAUCAAUUAAUCUUCCCGAAUGUUUAACGAGAAUAUAAUCAUAAUUCAAUUUUUAUUACGAAUCCCUUUUUACUGGCUUUAUAUAUGAUAUGAUAAUCGAUCGAUCGGUUUUUAAAUUUGUCAAAACAAAAACAGUUCUAGUCCCACACAAAAAAACACAAUUUUUGCCAUACUCGUAUAUCUACUAAACCUAAGCGAUAUAUAUAUAUAUAUAUUUAUUUAUAAAUAGGCGAUAUAUAUUUAAUGUGCAAAAACAAAAUCGAAUCGAAAUCAAUGCAAUAUAUUCACUAAACGAGAAAUCAAUGCAAAAGUUAAAUCAUAAGAUGUUUGAAAUAACCUCAACACAUACGAGUAUAGAAGUAUAUAAACGAAAAAUGAAAGGAUCUUGAGAUUUUAAGCAGCGUAAGGACAAAGGAUACAAAUUGUAAUUCCCAGCAUAUUAAAAAGAGAGCCCAACAACCGAAUGGAAAGUGAAGUUUAAGAAAGCACACGAGAGUUUGAAGUGAAGCUAAUGAUGAUACCAUACCAUAGUCAUGUCAUGUAACCAAACAAAUCUAAGCAGAUAUAAAUUAUUCUUAUAAAUAAAAACAAAAAAUUAAACCAAAAA